UUUUUUUUAAAAGAAAAAGAAAAACUCAUCUUCUUGGACUCUUGCCGUUGCUUCAAAGCCAAACAAAUUGUACGCAGAAACUGCAACCAGACAUAUAACUCGUUUCUCCAUGGCUACUCCUUUAGCUUCCUCUCAAUAUUUAUCUCUCUUUCUCACCACAAAUCACUAUCGCUCAAAACAACCAUUUCCUCCUUCACUUCCCAAUGGAGUCCAAAACAUUCGGAAUCAUUAUCGACACAAUUUGCAGAAAUCUUUCGCACCCAUUAGAGUUUUUAAACCCGAUACAAGGUUCUUGCCGAUGGAUUCUCAAGAGAGUUGUACUACUCGAAUUAUUUCUGCCAAAUCCAUUGGUUCAGAUGGCCCUGUUGCUUCAUCUUCCACUCCUUCUCAAUCUGUGUUUGGGAUUUUGCAUUUACUUGUUUCGCUUGGGAUUAUUCUUGCAACGGAUAAGUUAUUGAAAAAGGCGUUUGUUGCUGCUGCUAUUAAGUUCCCAAGUGCUUUAUUUGGCAUGUUUUGCAUAUUCUCAGUUCUAAUAAUCCUUGAUUCUACCAUUCCUGCUGCUGCAACAAGCUUAAUGAACUUCUUCCAGCCAGCACUUUUGUUCAUACAGAGAUGGCUUCCAUUAUUCUAUGUUCCUUCACUAGUUGUUUUGCCACUUUCUGUAAAAGAUAUCCCUGCAGCUUCAGGAGCCAAGAUUUGCUUCAUCAUUGCUGGGGGUUGGUUUGCUUCACUUUGUGUUGCAGGAUUCACAGCUAUUGCUGUAAGGAAAAUUGUGAAGACAGAAAUGACUGGUGCCGAGCCAAUGGAAAAACCUUCUCCAUUUUCUUCAAUAGAAAUAUGGUCCUGGAGUGGGAUCUUCCUUUUAUCAUUUAUUGCUGCACUAUUUUAUCCAACUUCUCUGGGGACAACUGCUCGAACUUGCCUUCCUUUUCUUCUAUCGUCCACUGUGUUAGGCUACAUGGUUGGUUCUGGGCUACCUUCUAGUGUGAAGAACGUUUUCCAUCCUAUUAUUUGUUGCACACUUUCUGCAGAACUAGCAGCAUUGGCUUUUGGAUAUCUUUCUAAAUCUGGACUUGAUCCUGUUCUAGGAUAUUAUCUUACAAAAGCGUCUUCCAAUCCUGGAGCUGGUGAUGUACUGAUGGGAUUUUUGGGUUCUGUUAUUCUUUCUUUUGCCUUCUCAAUGUUCAAGCAAAGAAGGCUAGUCAAGAGACAUGCAGCUGAGAUUUUCACAUCUGUCAUUGUUUCGACAAUUUUCUCAUUAUAUUCAACAGCUCUCGUUGGACGUCUUGUUGGGUUAGAACCAACUUUGACUGUAUCCAUUCUGCCCAGAUGUAUCACCGUUGCAUUGGCUCUUAGCAUAGUAUCAUUAUUUGAAGGUGCUAACUCAUCACUCACAGCAGCAGUAGUUGUCGUAACUGGUCUUAUUGGAGCAAAUUUUGUGCAAACGACACUUGAUAAACUUAAGUUUCAGGAUCCUAUUGCUCGAGGAAUAGCAACCGCUUCCAGUGCUCAUGGACUGGGAACAGCAGCAUUGUCAGCUAAGGAACCUGAGGCUCUACCAUUUUGUGCCAUAGCUUAUGCUCUUACUGGUAUAUUUGGCUCAUUAAUUUGCUCAGUUCCAGCAGUUAGGCAAAGCUUAAUUGCAAUUGUUGGGUAAGAUGUAUUCAUUAUUUUGGCUUUUCUCAUCAUCCUCUCUCUGCAUCAAGUCUUUCUUCUUUUGCUCUGUAAAGCUUAGCCAAUCCCUGUUAUUGGUAGCUAGGUGCAUGAUCUAUAUUUGUUAAUAUUAGCCUUGACUUAAAAGCUAGGUGCAUCCAUUUAUUUAUUUAUUUCCUUCUUGGCCAUUA
Messenger RNA from Manihot esculenta (cassava), 1844 nucleotides. Its product is annotated as plastidal glycolate/glycerate translocator 1, chloroplastic. Bases 110 to 1657 code for a protein of 515 amino acids. The record is from RefSeq and is a predicted model, not a curated record. NCBI's taxonomy places the organism in Eukaryota, Viridiplantae, Streptophyta, Magnoliopsida, Malpighiales, Euphorbiaceae. The transcript has 8 exons.